AUGAGUUGCAGAAAUUUCUUCAGCUGUAAAACGGACGCCGAUUGUGGAGGACUCAAGGGCUCUUGCAGUGAUCUGCACUUCUGCGAUUGUAACGAGCCAGCCCAUCGCUGCAAGGUGUUCGAUCUCUGCUACACAAAUGAUGACUGCCCCGGUGGAUCGUGCUUAGGGACAUUCGUCGGUAGAUGCAAUUGCAUGAGUUGCAGAAAUUUCUUCAGCUGUAAAACGGACGCCGAUUGUGGAGGACUCAAGGGCUCUUGCAGUGAUCUGCACUUCUGCGAUUGUAACGAGGGUUUGAAAAAGGCUGGAUAUCCGUUCUUCCUCGACGCCUUGUUGAAAUUCUGCAACCAGAAGACGUGCACAGCUGAGACCGCUGAAGAGGAUUGCUUCGGAUUAGAAUGCAAUCCAGGGCGAUGCAUAUGCUAA
This is a messenger RNA of Cooperia oncophora, 423 nucleotides long. The record is from the annotation of a GenBank genome assembly. Lineage: Eukaryota; Metazoa; Nematoda; Chromadorea; Rhabditida; Trichostrongylidae.